GUCUGGCGAGCGACGCUCCGGUGUUAACGCGAACGACAAACUGCGUUCACUCCAAAUAUCCUCCACAAUAAGUGGCGGUGAUGAAGUAAACGAGUUCUUAAGGACUGAGCAGCCACCAGUUCCUCUGCACAACACACCCACCUGGAAGGGGACUGGAUCACAAAACUGACCGAGUACAUUCUGGCCCAAACACUGUGCAUUUCAUUAGAAUCUGACGGUCUUCUUUAGGAUGCAAAGGUGCACAUUCUAAUGCUGUCUCCCCUGAGGGUUGGUUGUGCACCCAUACCAGCUCAUUGCUCACCUGACAUGUCAGUGUAUCUAUCAAGCACAGGAUGUCUAAAUGUGAGCUCAUUGAGCUGAAGGACCUCAGUGUAAAUGAUCCAAUCGAGUUGGCUGCACCUGCGGCCCGCACAGCCCCACCACCUGUAAACCCGGGUCAGCCGAGCCACUUCCACGUCGUCCGUCUGGUGGGAGACAGCGUCAGCAUCGAGGCACCCCUGUGUCAGACAGGAGAGGCCGCGGUGGGUCAUGACUUCCAGCCUGACAGUCACACUCAUCUCACCUGGUGUGACCUGUGUGGAGAGUUCAUCUGGGGUCUUUAUAAGCCAAGUUUGCGCUGCACCAACUGCAGUUAUACUUGUCACUACCGCUGCCGAUCCUUCAUCCAACUGGACUGCCAAAAAGACGGGAGUUUGUUAACAGACCAGGAAGAUUUCUCUGUUGACUCCAUCGAGACGGACACAAAUGUGGAUGAGCAAAUCGAUUGGGGUAAACAGAAGCUGACUGUUAGUGAGAUUCAACACAGGGUCAAGGAGUAUAAUGCACAGACCAACAGCAAUCUCUACAUGGUGGUUAAUAAAGACGGGUCCUACACUGGUUUCAUCAAAGUCAACUUUCAGCUGGUCCGUCCCAUCUCCCUCCCUCCCUGUCAGAGCCUGAGCUCCACACAGGACGAAGAUCAGCAGGGCAGACAAAUGAGACGGCGGACGUCUUUCUACCUCCCCAGAGACACUGCCAAGCAUCUGCAUAUAAGCUCCAAAACGUGUGUGAGAGAGGUCAUCGAGGCACUGCUCAACAAGUUCACUGUGGUGGACAACCCAGCUAAGUUUGCCCUGUUUGAACGCACUGACAGACAAAAUCAAGUGUGCAUGCGUAAAUUGUCCGAUGAUGAGUGUCCCCUCUACCUGCGCUUAUGUGCUGGCCCGAGUGAAAAAGCCUUGAGUCUGGUUUUGAAAGAGAAUGAGACAGGGGAUGUAAAUUGGGAUGCAUUUAGUUUUCCUGAGUUGUGCAACUUUCUGCGAAUCCUGAAGCGCGAGGAAGAGGAGCAUGUGCGGCAGAUUGUGAAGCGCUACGCUCUAGCGAGAGACAUGAUGAAGCAGGCCAUGGCGAGGAUUACCACUCCUGGUUGACUCCGAGUGACUUGACUGAUUUUCAUGUUUAAACACGAAGAACAUUCUGCUACUCUGGAUAGUAUCGUUGACCAGCAAUGUAAAAGGGAAGGAAGUAGCUCAGUCAGUGAAAUAUUGUUUAUGAAGCAGGAACGCUGCUGUUACAUUUAAUUUAAACUACCUAAUGCGCUAGUGGAGCCACUGUUGUGAACUGAAUGGGGGAAAUAAUGGAUUAUCUUUGACUUAAUUGGAUGCAGUUCUUUCUUGAAAAACUAUGCUGCUUGAUUGGGUUAUUUAUAGCUCUAUUAAAUACACAAUUUUAGUCUUUAUGGUCUUUUAUCAUGUGAUAUUU
Molecule: messenger RNA, 1740 nt
Organism: Scatophagus argus
Lineage: Eukaryota; Metazoa; Chordata; Actinopteri; Scatophagidae
Gene: rassf1
Product: Ras association domain family member 1
Exons: 7
Coding region: 333-1409 (358 amino acids)
Biological process (GO): Ras protein signal transduction
Cellular component (GO): nucleus; microtubule cytoskeleton
Source: RefSeq, a predicted model, not a curated record